GUGCCGAUCAUGCGCAUUGGGUGGACGGCCUGUGCUGAACCAUUGGGAGUUGUCAAAUUCUUCCCUAUCGGAGGUGAUUCAUAACUCAGAGAAACUCAGCCAAUUAACUUAAGAUCACAUGCCGAAACAAAUGAAUACUUCUGAACUGCGGCUCGCGAGCAGCUGGAUGAAUUGUUGGUUUCUAUUGUCCUUCCAACUCUUCGGCGCAUGCGCAAAUCAGUGUAAGCCUCCAACAAACAGCGAACCAAGGUACUUGAAGAACAACGUGAUGACGUUACUGCAGGGUCUUGGGGCAGAAGGUUGUAUUCGGACCUGCUUGCAAACACAAGGCUGCAGGAGCGUCAACCUCCACAUGAAGCGUGACAUAUGCGAACUGAACAGUGCUAACAAGAAUGACUUCCCAGAGGAUAUGGUUGAGAAGCCCGGGUUCGUGUAUAUUGCUAAUAGUCUGGUGCCAGCAAGGAUCCCAAUACGUUCCUGUGCAGUUUUGAAAAAACUAAAACCGACCUUAAAAAGCGGUUACUACUCUAUCGAAACAAAACGCAAGAAGCUCAGAGUGUACUGUGACAUGGAUAAGUUUGGUGGGGGAUGGACCCUUGUUGUCAGUAUCUCCGCCUCCGACAAUCUCCAUCUUAUGAGAGAGAAGAACUGCGCAGACUCGGACAUGUGUGUUCCUUUCCCUGGGAUCGAGGACAUCCCCGCCAGAAAGCACGAGGACGUGGACAUCCAGGAUAUCGCCUCAUUUGAUGAAGGGGUCAUUGCCGCUGAAGGCGUUUUUCGAGUGGAGACAACCUAUAGCCCGCAUUCCCCUACCAACAAGAAUGCUAGUAAUGUCUUCUAUAAGAUUCCAAGUGGUGGCCAAUACUUUGACUCGUACUGCCGAGCGGUUAAAGGUUCAGGUGUGAGGUGUCCACGAAUAAUUAUUUCGUAUCAUCACCCAUUCGUCUGGGAAUCAAGUCCUUGCACUGGGAUCGAGAAGGGCUACAGAAUAACGUUCAAGGAGCACACCAUGUUUGACGGAGCCGACGAUAGAGAAUGCGGCGAGUUCUGGAUGUCCUCCGCUUAUUCCGAAGAUCGAAUGCUUUACGGCCUGCCGUGGACGCCAAAUCAUACUGGGAUAUUACAAAAACGGCAGGGAUUUCUGUGGAUCAAGUAACUUGCGAAACACCGUAGAGUAAAACAUAGAAUAAGCUACAUA
This is a messenger RNA of Nematostella vectensis (starlet sea anemone), 1198 nucleotides long. RefSeq lists its product as uncharacterized. Lineage: Eukaryota; Metazoa; Cnidaria; Anthozoa; Actiniaria; Edwardsiidae. Gene Ontology annotation, molecular function: oligosaccharide binding. The transcript is spliced from 10 exons. The record is from RefSeq and is a predicted model, not a curated record. The coding region runs from base 119 to 1156 and encodes 345 amino acids.